Micropterus salmoides (largemouth bass) is the source of this 2305-nucleotide messenger RNA. RefSeq names its product homeobox protein HMX1-like. The coding region runs from base 406 to 1269 and encodes 287 amino acids. Gene Ontology annotation, molecular function: DNA-binding transcription factor activity, RNA polymerase II-specific; RNA polymerase II transcription regulatory region sequence-specific DNA binding. NCBI's taxonomy places the organism in Eukaryota, Metazoa, Chordata, Actinopteri, Centrarchiformes, Centrarchidae. Gene Ontology annotation, biological process: regulation of transcription by RNA polymerase II; negative regulation of DNA-templated transcription. Gene Ontology annotation, cellular component: nucleus. The record is from RefSeq and is a predicted model, not a curated record. The transcript has 3 exons.
GUGCCAUUCUCCAUGAAGCUUUCUCCAUCUCCAGCCCUGAGGACAACACUGUAUCUCCGCUUUAUUGCUCCCUGUUUGACCUAAAUACAGCAUUAUCAACGGUCCCUCAAGGCAGACUAUCACACAGCCAAAGAUAGGCUCUGAAGAACGACACAGUCUCGAGGUUUUUUUCUGGAGUGAUUCUUCGUCUCUUCAAGACGAAAUUUCCGCCUGGAUCUCUUACAGCUGAAGCUUGAGCUCCGUUUGCUCUCGUUCGUUGCGUCGGGAUGGUUUUCGCGGAUCAGAAAUCACUACUGGCUGGAAACAAAACACGUUCUCCGGAAUGAUUUUAAAUAAACCUGGGAGUGUUUUCUUUUUUGGUUUAAAAAAAGUGAAAAUCGUCCUGGAAGUACAGAAAAAGUCAAUAUGCUCGAAGAUACAGCGCCAAGACUGAAGCCGUGUCCUCCGUCGAGAGGUUCAUCGUUUUACAUUGAGAAUUUGCUGGGGACUACUUACAGAGGGACUUCCGCUGAGGAGCGGGAGACUCCGAGCUUCAAAGUUACCGUUCACGGCCACGUCUGUCCGGGACUGGGAACAAAACGUCUCGACGACGGUGCACAAGUGCUGAACUGGAGCGGGACAUCACCAAACACAGCGCACGGGACCUCCAGCAGCCCACUGCAUGAAGGUGAACGCACAGACCACGAGCCGACGAGCGACCGGGAUUCCCCUUCUUUGACAGUGCGGGCGGAGGAGAGCGAGGAGCCGGAGGAAAAGGGGGACGAGAGUUUGACGGACGACAGGGAGGAGGAGGAGGACACACGCUCCACCUGCUUCUCUCGCGAAGACAUCUGCGAUGCAGGUCAAGUGAAAGCGGUGCGAAAGAAGAAGACCCGCACCGUGUUCAGCCGGAGUCAGGUGUACCAGCUCGAGUCCACUUUCGACCUGAAGCGCUACCUGAGCAGCUCGGAGCGGGCCGGGCUGGCCGCCUCACUGCAGCUCACCGAGACCCAGGUGAAGAUCUGGUUCCAGAACCGCAGGAACAAGUGGAAGAGGCAGAUCGCUGCGGACAUGGAGGCCAGCAGCGCUGGCGUCGCCUACGCUGCCCAGAGGGUCGCCAGGGUUUCUGUGUUGUAUCGCGAGAAUGUCGCCACGCCUGUGACGCUGACCAGCCUGCCUCGAGUGUCGCCACCUGUGGUCGGCUUUUCUAAUUCCAUCAACUACCCAUUGACUUCCCACUUCACCCAUCCGGUGUCGUUCAUAACACCACAGAUGACCGGACUGGUGUGACUUUAAGUGGUGUUUAAGCCGGGUAUAACUUUUGACUCUUUUGGCACCAAUUAAUCAAAUAAAGAUGCUGCAAAACUAUUCAUUUUAGUUCAGUUUCAGAUCCUGUGAAGUCAGAUAUCAAUAAAGUCGAUUCAUCCUGUGUUUAACUGGUUCUAUAAAUGCAGCCAGAUUUAUAUUAAGGUGAUGAUCCUUAUUGGCUGCUUUAAAGUCCUUUAAACAAGACCAUUUCUCCACAUUAGCAGUGUUUUUUUUUCUAAUUUGUUUUCAACUUAAGUCAUUUUAAGAUUCAGUGCUAGAUGUUGUGACUACGAAAGAUGUUGUUGCCUAUUUGAGAUGCCCAUAUUCCCAGCCAAUCCUGCCCUCAGGUCACACAUAGGUUAAGUAUAGAUUUUUUAUGGGGGAUGAUUUGUUUCACAGAAAUUGUAAGAAUGAUCCACAUGGGAUCAAAUAAGGGCCAAUAAGAUUUUGAGCUUGUGGAAUGCACCUGUGGUUGUAUAUGAGCAUUUAUAAACCUAUGGGAGGGGGGGGGGGUCAAAAUCGAGAUUGUGAAGUAAACACUCAUAUAAGUUACAAAUUUGCAUUUUGGUCCUGCUGUUACAGCCAAAAUUUGCACUAUCAAUUCACUUUUUUAAAUUUACUUGUACUUUGUGCUUUUAAUCUGUACUCCUCUGACCAGUACAAAUUUUUUCAACAAACUUGAAUAUCUCAUGCAGAGUUUUGUCACAGGUUUUGCGAAGGCUGAGCUACAAUCGCAGGUCUUGAGAUUCUUUCCCAACAGUAUUCCACACGCUCUGAAUCUUUUUGACCCUUAUUUGAAGCUCAUUCACGUAACUUUGGGACUAUUCUGCACUGUAUCCUUGGACCAUAUACGUGAUCAUUUAAGAAAAGGCAUCUGGUGUUUGUGAGUUUUGAUGCUGCGAGCAUGGGUACGUUGUUAGCAGUAUUCUCUGACACUUUUUUAAUUUAAGAGAAUUUUAAUACAGACUUUUGUACACUUGAUAUGUUCACAUGUGAAUAAAACGUAUGCACAAAUAAA